Messenger RNA from Castor canadensis (American beaver), 7227 nucleotides. It is a transcript of the gene Gtf2i, whose product is annotated as general transcription factor IIi. Gene Ontology annotation, molecular function: DNA binding; DNA-binding transcription factor activity. Gene Ontology annotation, cellular component: nucleus. Lineage: Eukaryota; Metazoa; Chordata; Mammalia; Rodentia; Castoridae. The record is from RefSeq and is a predicted model, not a curated record. Gene Ontology annotation, biological process: transcription by RNA polymerase II.
GAGAUAGUGGGAAGAUGCCAGUAAAGCCAGGAACUGGUGGCUUAUGCUGUGUGGCCCGGGAGAGGGUCCUGGUCCGCACAGCUCACCAGUCUCUGCAGCUUUUGGAGUCGAGGCCACACUUGAGGUUGGGUGGGAGGCUCCUCUGGUACACACCCUCUGACCCCAGAUUUUAAACCCUGAAGUCUGUUAAGUACAGAAUUGAGUGUCAUUGCCUGCCCUAAAUAGUCUGCAGUCUUCCAUGGCUGGCGUUCUGGCUGGUGCUGGAGGUUCUCUCAGUGGCUGUCGCUGUAGUGUAAAACGCUGAAGUAGUAGCUAGGAGGCCCCUGGGCUUUGAAGUUUAUCUUACCAUCCUGAAGCGCAUGCUGGGUAGAUGAUAGUUGGCAGGUAAAAAUAACAGAAAGCCUUUGCCGUCAUCGAUUUGUGCAAAAACAGACAAAAUGAUGAUGUUUUCUGAACAGUUUAGUUUAUUUCUUCUUACUUGAUCGUGGGUCUUAGUUCUCUGGUGUUAAGAACAGGAUUGUCCUGAUUGAAGUUGUUACUUGCCAAGCGCUGGGGCUCAUGCCUGUUAUCCUAGCCAGUCUGAGCGAACAGUUCAAGAGAGACCCUAUCUCUUAAAAAAAACAUCACAAAAGAAGGGCUUGUGGAGGGGCUCAAGGUGACAGCCUUAAGUUCAAGCCCCAGUACUGCAAAAAACUGCUGCUCAUUGGACAUACGGUUGCCUGGUAACAGCUGAGGCUGUGUUUGAUGUAGUACUGCGCUCCUCCUGUUGGUACCAUUGCUCCCUGGCCCAGUCCCCUGUUAUUAGAACACUUCAGGUGUGGGUGCGUAACGGCCUGAGCGCCCCCGGAACCUGCCUCAGGCGCAGAGGGGGCAUCCUGCUGCAGUUCCCAAUGUUCCACUUCUUGCUUGGAGUGCCUGUUUCACCUUGCAAUUGCCGUCUGGUAAUUUAGCUUGCUGCUGUCUUUAAACCUGCCUUUGGUUAUUGUUGCGCGGGGAAUGGGUGCUUUGGAACUGGAGGUGUCGAUUCUAGCUCCUUGUUGUGAAAUGAACAUGGUAACUUCGUGCACUGGGCGAGCUCACCUGUGCAGUGGCACAAACCUUGAAGUAAAAUGUCCCGAGUUUUCUUCUUGAUCUGUGACUGUUGUUACAGGCUUGAAAUGGAAUGCCAUACCAUGAAGGCUGGGGUGCGGCUCAGGUGGAGAGGUAGCUGAUGAGAAAGAGGGUGCAAAUGUGAAAUAAGUAAAAGAUCAGUACUGUGGUUACCCCUCCACUUACCAGUCUCCCCUGAAGCUUUGUUUUGAAGCAGAAAUGCAUGGAAAAAUGAGCUGUCUUUCAGAAAACAGUGUAGUCAGUCAAAUAUCAGGACCCCCCAGCUUCAAGACUGCUUUUCUUUUGACUCGCUGUAAACUAAUUGUUUUCUUUUCCAGCUGUUCAGUAUUAACAGCAAAGAUCAAUACAUUAAAAGCAGUAUAGUGAGAGAGCAUUGCUGUGGAAUUAAUUAUUGGCUUGUUUUGAGGUACAGCAGGUCAGAACAGCAAGGACUCAGAUAAACCUAACCCUGCAGUGGAUCUCCAACGAGAAACGCAGGAAGAUUGUAAAGUGCGGCUGGAGUCUGCUUGCAGAGGCAAAGCCAUGUCACAUCUGUUAGACAGUGGCCGGCCAGAAUGAAGGGGAAUGAAGCAGCAGCAGGCAGAUUCAGUUCAUCUUUGAAACUCAUCAGGGAGAACUGAAAUCAGAGCAGGGGACAAAAAGCUGCCGUGAAGAACUAGUGGAUACCAGGCAGCAGAGUGAGGACGCGCACGGUGGGCCUCCCACCCCAGCCUUCCUGCCACAGUCUUGUUACCUGCCAGUGGCUGUACUCUGAGUACUACAUGGAAAAUUCCAGAAAUAACCAGUCUCUAAGUUUUACACUGUGGACAGUUGUGAGUAGCGGGUUGCAGUGGCCCGCCAUUGAGGGUGGGACGUGGAUCAUCUCUUUGUCCUGUACAUGCUGGCGGAUGCAUGGCCCUGGGAGCCCUGGUUAUCACAUCGGCUUGCUUACUGCUUGACCAUGGCGCCAAAGCUCAAGAGUCCCCAUGCUGGCCAUCUGGAGAGGCCAAGGAGAAGCCGGAAGGUGCUUCCUCUCAGUGAAAAGGUGAAAAUUCUCGACUUGGUAAGGAAAGAGCAGAAGUCAUACGCGGAGGUCGCUAAGAUCUAUGGUAAGAAUGAGUCCUCAAUCCGAGAGAUUGUGAAGAAGGAGAAGGAAAUACGUUCCAGCUUUGCUGUGGCCCCUCAGAAUGCCAAGGUCACGGCCACUGUGCGCGACAAGUGCCUGGUGAGGAUGGAGAAGGCCUUGAGUUUGUGGGUGGAGGACAUGAACAGGAAAUGUGUCCCCAUUGAUGGCAGUCUUCUGCGCCAGAAAGCCCUGAGCUUGUACGAGGACUUCAGCAAGGCGUCCCCAGAAAGGAGCGACAGCUUUCCCGAGAGGAAGCCCUUCACGGCGAGUAAGGGCUGGCUGCACAGGUUCAGACACAGGUUUGGGUUGAAACACACAAAAGGGACAGAAGAUGCCUCGUCUGUCCAGGAAGAAGCCACUGACCUUUUGGCAGCAGAGUGGACAAAGUUGGUUAAAGAGAAAGAACGCCAGUCAAAGCCAGGCUUCCGCUGUGCUGAGAGCAGGCAGAAGGGGACCAUGGCCCAAGUAGCGAUGUCCACCCUGCCCGUUGAAGAUGAGGAGUCCUCGGAGAGCAGGAUGGUGGUGACGUUCCUCAUGUCUGCACUGGAGUCCAUGUGCAAGGAGCUGGCCAAGUCCAAGGCCGAAGUGGCCUGCAUUGCGGUGUACGAGACAGACGUGUUCGUCGUGGGGACCGAGAGAGGACGGGCUUUUGUCAACACCAGGAAGGACUUUCAAAAGGAUUUUGUAAAGUACUGCGUGGAGGAGGAUGAAAAGGCUGCCGAGAUGCAGAAGAUGAAGUCUACAACACAGGCGAACCGGCUGAGUGUGGAUGCUGUGGAAAUCGAGACACUGAGAAAAACGGUGGAGGACUACUUCUGCUUCUGCUACGGGAAAGCUCUGGGCAAGUCCACGGUGGUCCCUGUCCCCUACGAGAAGAUGAUGCGAGACCAGUCUGCCGUGGUGGUGCAGGGCCUGCCUGAGGGCGUGGCUUUCAGGCACCCUGAGAAUUACGAUCUUGCCACCCUCAAGUGGAUUUUGGAGAACAAAGCAGGGGUCUCGUUUAUCAUAAAGAGACCUUUCCUGGAGCCGAGGAAACUCCCAGGUGGUCGUGUGAUUGGCACAGAUGCUGACAGGUCCAUGCUGUCUCCAGGCGGAAGUUGUGGCCCCAUCAAAGUGAAGACAGAACCAGCAGAAGAUUCUGGCAUUUCCCUGGAGAUGGCAGCCGUGACUGUAAAGGAAGAGUCAGAAGACCCCGAUUACUAUCAGUACAACAUUCAAGCAGGCCCUUCUGAGACCGACGAGGUCGAUGACAAACUCCCCCUUGCCAAGUCUCUGCAAGGCAGCCACCAUUCUUCAGAGGGCAACGAAGGAGCAGAAGUGGAAGUGCCCGCAGAAGAUUCUACCCAGCAUGCCCCUUCAGAAACAAGUGAGGACCCUGAAGUUGAGGUGACCAUUGAAGAUGACGACUAUUGUCCACCCACCAAGAGACCAAAGAGCAGCGAGCCUCCACAGCCGCCAGUGGCUGAGCCGGCCAACGCAGGCAAGCGCAAAGUGCGGGAGUUCAACUUUGAAAAGUGGAAUGCUCGAAUUACAGACCUACGUAAACAAGUUGAAGAGUUGUUUGAAAGAAAAUACGCUCAAGCUAUAAAAGCCAAAGGUCCUGUGACGAUCCCAUACCCUCUUUUCCAGUCCCAUGUUGAAGAUCUCUAUGUAGAAGGGCUUCCCGAAGGAAUUCCUUUUAGAAGGCCAUCUACAUACGGCAUUCCUCGCCUGGAGAGGAUCUUGCUGGCCAAGGAAAGGAUCCGCUUUGUGAUCAAGAAACAUGAACUUCUCAACUCCACGCGGGAAGACUUACAGCUUGACAAGCCAGCCUCAGGAGUGAAGGAAGAGUGGUAUGCCCGCAUCACCAAGCUGAGGAAAAUGGUGGACCAGCUUUUCUGCAAAAAGUUCGCUGAGGCCUUAGGGAGCACUGAAGCCAAGGCCGUGCCAUACCAAAAAUUCGAGGCGCAUCCGAACGACCUCUAUGUGGAAGGACUCCCCGAGAACAUUCCUUUCAGAAGCCCUUCGUGGUAUGGAAUCCCAAGGCUGGAAAAGAUCAUCCAAGUGGGCAAUCGGAUUAAGUUUGUUAUAAAGAGACCAGAGCUUCUGACGCACAGUACAACAGAAGUCACCCAGCCAAGGACAAACACACCAGUUAAAGAAGAUUGGAAUGUCAGAAUUACCAAGCUACGGAAGCAAGUGGAAGAGAUUUUUAAUUUGAAAUUUGCUCAAGCUCUGGGACUUGGUGAGGCUGUGAAAGUCCCGUAUCCCGUGUUUGAGUCCAAUCCCGAGUUCCUUUACGUGGAAGGACUGCCAGAAGGAAUCCCCUUUCGAAGCCCUACCUGGUUUGGAAUUCCCCGACUGGAAAGGAUUGUCCGUGGAAGUAAUAAAAUCAAGUUUGUUGUUAAAAAACCAGAACUGGUCAUCUCCUACUUGCCUCCUGGAAUGGCUAGCAAAAUCAAUACUAAAGCGUUGCAGUCACCGAAGAGACCACGGAGCCCUGGGAGCAACUCCAAGGUUCCUGAGAUUGAGGUCACCGUGGAAGGCCCCAACAACAACAAUCCUCAGACGUCUGCUGUGCGAACUCCCACCCAGACCAAUGGCUCUAACGUUCCCUUCAAGCCUCGCGGGAGAGAGUUCUCCUUCGAGGCCUGGAAUGCCAAAAUCACCGACUUAAAGCAGAAAGUUGAAAACCUCUUCAAUGAAAAAUGCGGUGAAGCCCUGGGCCUUAAGCAAGCGGUGAAGGUGCCAUUCGCGCUGUUCGAGUCUUUCCCUGAAGACUUCUACGUGGAGGGCCUGCCCGAGGGCGUGCCAUUCCGGAGGCCGUCCACCUUUGGCAUUCCGAGGCUGGAGAAGAUCCUGCGAAACAAGGCCAAGAUUAAAUUCAUCAUCAAGAAGCCCGAGAUGUUCGAGACGGCCAUCAAGGAGAGCACGUCCUCCAAGAGCCCUCCCCGGAAAAUCAACUCAUCUCCCAACGUCAAUACUACUGCAUCCGGCGUCGAAGACCUUAACAUCAUCCAGGUGACAAUUCCAGAUGAUGAUAACGAAAGACUGUCCAAAGUUGAGAAGGCCAGGCAGCUGAGAGAGCAAGUGAACGACCUCUUCAGCCGGAAGUUCGGGGAGGCGAUCGGCAUGGGCUUCCCUGUGAAAGUUCCCUAUAGGAAAAUCACCAUCAACCCUGGCUGCGUGGUGGUGGACGGCAUGCCCCCCGGGGUGUCGUUCAAAGCCCCCAGUUACCUGGAAAUCAGCUCCAUGAGAAGGAUCUUAGAUUCUGCUGAGUUCAUCAAGUUCACAGUCAUUAGACCAUUCCCAGGCCUGGUGAUUAACAACCAGUUGGUUGAUCAGAAUGAGUCAGAAGGCCCAGUGAUACAAGAAUCAGCUGAGCCCAGCCAGAUGGAAGGUCCAGCAACAGAAGAAAUGAAAGAGACGGAUGGAAACUCUCAGAUCAAACAGGAACCGGACCCCACGUGGUAGACCUCUUUCCCCACUUCCUUCCAGGCUGGCGUCCCCGUGGUUGAGAAGAGCUGCCCGCUGUGUAAUAUACGUGUACAACAGAAACGCCUUCUAUACAAACCUCCUUUUCUACUUUUAGAUAGAGAUGUCUACUUUUUCAGCAGUUCUGUGAAUUGAAUUAAAGAGCAGAGUGACUGUAGAUUUGGAAUGGCUGGCUGACUUUGGAAUGUAUUAUAAGGAUUUUGCAGCAAUGCUGGAAAGACGACAGGGAAAAUGACAGGGACGAUCUCAUCUGAUUUUUUACGUGUUCAGCAGAGCCGCCUCUGGCUGCAGUGUUUUCCAGUCGCGCAAAGACAUCUCCUGGUGCCGCAUCUCAGCUUCUGCCACAAAGAGAAGUCCUGGGAUGUUUGGUUCUUUGGUUUUUCUAUUUGCAGAUCAUUAAGUGAUCCACUGUUCACAGCUGCCCUUGGGGACCGAGUGAACAGCUGGUGUCUGUAUAUGUGACUAGCCUCUUCCUAAGCUAUGUAUCAUGGUUCAUAUGUUCUUACCACAAUGAAAAGAAGACCGUCUGGACUACCGGACAGUCAGUGUCCAGAGACGACCAACAGACAGCCUCUUCCACUCUCACUUUUUGUCCUCACAUACAAAAGGCACCAUGUCCCACGGGCGUCGGUCAGGUAUGAGUACUGGACCAGCUGCCCGAGUGGCACGGGAUUGUUUGGAGCGCUGUUCCGCUCGGGUCAGGGCCAGGGGGUUGUCAUUGCCUUCGUUCUUGUCUGAUCCUGCUUGUAACACUGAGGCCCCACGUGGGGCGAGGGGCCAGCGAGCUCAUUCUGCACCCGGAUCUGCCAGUGCGGGACUUUCACAGAGUUGUACAGAACCAGCUGUCGGAGCUAGAGGGUGCGAUGGCGUAGCGAUUUCGUUAGCUUUAUCACGGUAUCCACGAUGGAGUUCUAUCACCUGGUAGCAGAAUAGGCAUUUCUAUGUGUUGCUUAUAUUUUACCUCGGAUUGUAGAUAUAGGGUAAGAAAUAAAUCCAUCCAUGCCUUUCACACACUCACCAUGUCUUUGUAAGGUGUCUUCAUGAGUAGCUGGGGAGCCUGAGGAGGGGUUGGUGGCUUUACAUGGAUGACACCAUUGUUCCUAGGAUUGGGCCUCUCGCCUCCUACCUGGAAACCAUGCUUCACGAGAAAAUAACGGCGCGCUGCCCUGCUCCCAAGCUGCUACCUGUGUCCCAGCAGGCAAGUCCCUGCCAGACUGUCCCCUUAUCAGCUGGGGUAUGUUUACCAUCCGUGAUGUGACAGAAAGCCAGAGCUAGGUGACAAGGAGCAAAGGUUGAUGGCACCCCAGUUCUGGAGCUUCCAAGCCAUGGUCAGUGCCAGUUGGCCCUGCUGCUUUGGGACUGUACUAGCAGCACCGAGGCGGAGACGGGUGGUAGAGAAGCAAGAGAGAAAGGGACCUGGAGUGUGGAACCCACCCUCCCUAAAGGCUUCAGCGUCCCCCUGAAGCACCAUGGCCUGGGGGCCAGGCCUUCACGUGGGCCCAUGGCACAGCACACAGAUGGCCCUGGAGCAGGGUCAC